Molecule: messenger RNA, 1578 nt
Organism: Closterium sp. Yama58-4
Lineage: Eukaryota; Viridiplantae; Streptophyta; Zygnematophyceae; Desmidiales; Closteriaceae
Source: the annotation of a GenBank genome assembly
AUGGAUGCAUGGUUGUUCUUCCAUGAUGGGAACAAUUUGAACAAGAUGAAGGUAGAGAAUGCAGCUGUUGAGGUGGCCAGGAAGAGGCUGCUGCAUUGCCUGGAGCAGACAACGGGGAUGGAUGGAGAAGAAGGGGCAGAUGCAGGAGCGGCCCUGCCUAGUGCAAACUCUAGACUCGUGCCUGUCAAUACAGACCCGCUGGUUGCUGCACUCACCUAUCGAGUUGGUUGCAUAUUGCAGUGGAUCCGGGUCUACGGCUCAGAUUCCAUCUCGGAGAAACAGUGCUUUAUAAACGGCCCUCAGAGCAAGGUCAGGCCCAUGCGCCAUCCGCUUCGGGACCUUCCUAGCCUUCUGGUCAGGUUCGGCGCCAUCCCGAAGCCUCUAGAGGGAAGCAGCAUUGCUUUGGAGUGGGAGGAGUGGCCUGCAGGCGAGGAAGCUGCUGUGAAGUUUCCUGUGAACCGCAAGGAGAGGUGUUUUGGGCUUGGGAUAGUGGAGGAGCGUGGUGAAGCAGCUGAGAAGCUGAUUGGGCAUCCUUGUCAGGACACAUCUGAAGCAGGAGGGGACAGCAGGCGUGCAAAGGAGAAAGGAUCCAAUGCAGAAGGCCAAGGAGAUGUGGACUUCCUGGUGGGGUUUGCUGGGUAUGUCAUGCACCCUCCUGCAUGCACCCAGUGCAGCACCUGCUCCGCGGAAUUCGUGCAACAGGUGUGCAUAGCUGCUCUCAUCGCCAACUUCGCCUACCGCCCCGUCAGCCAUCUGUUCUCCCGCGUGCUCUCUGUCUUCCCUCCCUCCUCCCCUGGCUUCGACAAGCUGGUUGAAUGCCUGGAGCUCCCCGCACGCCUGCCCAGGCCGUUGAACCUGCAGAUGCUGCUGAGACGAGCGGAGCAGGUGCCUCUGUACUUCCUCAUUCACAUGGCCGUGUAUUGCGCUCGCCCUCUUCUGAAUCUUGAUUGUUCUGAGGGAGGGUACAGUGAGAAAGGGCAGGGAGUGGAUGUGAAGGUGCAAGGCUGCUGGGAUGGUGAGAUGGAUCAGGCGAACGGUGGAGAGGUGUGGGAAGAGGUGGAAAUAUGGUACUUUGCAACAAUGAAGACAUGGAUGUCGAAGCUGAGGGUUCAGGGAGGGAGUGAGGAGUGCAGCGGCAGCAGAGAGCGGGGGAGGCCUACAGGGGGUUUCGACAUCACGUGGGCUCUUGCAGCGGCGAUCAUCCCGAGAUACUGUGAGGGGUUGCAGGGGCAGCGAAGGUCUGCCAUGGGGAGCAGCAACAAAGGCAGCAGUAGCAACGGCGGCUGUGAGAACAAGGGCAAGAAGGGGGAGGAGCCGGCUUACCUGAGGCCGUGGCCGGGGGGAGUGAAUCUGGUGGCAUGUCUGCGAGAGAUGCUGCUGGGGGAGCCGUGCUACCGCCCUGCCUCCCCUGCUGCCCCUUCCGUCCAUGCUACUGCUUCCACCCAUCCUGCUGCUUCCACCCAUCCUGCUGCUUCCACCCAUCCUGCAGAUAGCAUCCGUGCUGCAUCUGCUGCUACCACUGCUGCUGCUUCAGAGCAUCGUCUGAACGUCGCCGUGAACAAUUGGUGUGGGAUGUGA